AUGGAUAAAUUCAAAAACAUUUUUACAACUAGCCAAGAUGAUGAGGAAUCUGCAACGUCUGUAACUGCUAUUUCUGAUGCUUCUACACUCAGUUGGUCCACAAGAAUUAAAGGGUUUGUGAUCUGCUUUGUCCUUGGAGCAACUUUUUCAAUUCUGGGAUCCAGUUUGCUAUUUGUGAGUAAAAAAGGAUUAGUUCUUUUUGCUGUUUUUUAUACCCUAGGAAAUAUUCUUUCACUUUCAAGCACUUGCUUUUUGAUGGGACCAAUGAACCAAUUAAAGAAAAUGUUUGCCAAGACACGGGUUAUAGCAACAGUGUUGGUCUUUGUGAUGUUCAUUUUGACACUUGUUUCAGCUUUUGCAAUUAAAAACUCUGGGUUGGCUAUUUUGUGUUGCAUUCUUCAGUUCUUGGCCCUCACUUGGUAUUCAUUGUCUUACAUUCCAUUUGCAAGAGAUGCUGUCAAGAAAUGUUUUGCUUCAUGUGUGGAGUAA
This is a messenger RNA of Acanthosepion pharaonis, 489 nucleotides long. The record is from the annotation of a GenBank genome assembly. NCBI's taxonomy places the organism in Eukaryota, Metazoa, Mollusca, Cephalopoda, Sepiida, Sepiidae.